This is a messenger RNA of Python bivittatus (Burmese python), 1450 nucleotides long. The record is from RefSeq and is a predicted model, not a curated record. NCBI's taxonomy places the organism in Eukaryota, Metazoa, Chordata, Lepidosauria, Squamata, Pythonidae.
AUCAUACUCAUUAAUAAUGGAUUUAGUAUCAUUUCGUCUGCCGUCCUGUGUCUCGACAGAAUAAUCCAGCGCCCUGAAUUCAUCCUGUUUGCUCGCUUUUUUGCAGGAAUAGUGUCAGGUUCCUUUACUUGCUCCGUCCCCCUCUACAUCCUUGAAAUCUCCUCCUUGAAUCUGAGAGGUGCCCUGGUGACAGCUUCCAUCCUCUUCCUCAACUGGGGCCAUCUUUUGGGCCAAAUUUUAAGCUUUCCCCAGAUCUGGGGGAACCGAGAAGAUUAUUCAUUAUUAGUGGGUAUCACUGCUGCCUUUGCUGUCAUUAGUAAUAUGCUCCUCCUGCUUUGCCCCGAAAGCCCCAGGUACCUGUAUAUCCAGAGGAACGACGAAGCGAACGCAAGGCAAGUCUUGAAGAAGCUGAGAGGCAAAGAAGAUGUGGAGGACGAGAUGGAAGAACUUCGCCGGGAGCAGCUCGCCGAAAGCAACCAGAAGAACAUGACGGCAUGGCGCCUGCUCCAUUUCCCUGGCCUCCGGUGGAACCUCCUCACCGUUGUCAUCUUGGUCUCCGGAAGCCAAUUUGUGGGCGUGAACAUGGGCUUUGUUUUCGCCGAGCGGAUCUAUAAAGCUUUAGGGCUGUCCACCAAAGCCAAGAGGCUCAUUCCGCUAGCGGGAAACGUGAUCGUCCAACUGAUGCUCCUGACAACCAUAUGCACCGUCGAGACCUUGGGGCGGAAGUUUCUCCUUUUGACUGGCUUCCUGAUCUGUAGCGUGUCAAAUCUUUCCCUAGUCUUCUGUCUUAAGUUUCAGAUCGACAACCCCUCUCUGGCCUUCCUCAGCAUUGUUUUGAUCAUCCUCUUCUUCCUCGGGUACAUAACGGGACCAGCUUCCAUCUCUGUUGUGAUUAUCGGCGAGUUGUUCCUCCAGUCGUCCCGAAUGUCCGGGCUCAUGAUCGCGGGGUUGGCCACUUGGACAACCCGUUUUAUCUCGGCGUUGUUGUUUCUUCUGACCGAGCCACGCAUCGGACCUUACAGCUUGCUCUUAUAUUGGCCCUUUAUCAUCCUCACCUUUAUCUACAUUUUGCGGAUGGUCCCGGAAACCAGAGGCAAGACGUUCCAGGAGAUCCAGAAGAGCGUGGCCGCCCACAUCCGCAAACACUCCAGAAAAACCGUGGCUGAGUAGAAGCAGGAAAUGUAUUUCCCCCUUUCUUUGAAAAGUGGAUCUGGAAAAAUGAAGUAAAUUCGGCGCUCGCCGCAGUCUUGAUGUGCUUGUUUUUUUAAGCGGAGGAUGCUGGGUGUUCGUUUGGGAAAAAGACCAGCUUGGGAACUGAACAGAGCUGCGGGAGGAGAGGGUUAGCUGGGUUGCAGAGAGGAAGGGGGUGCCAGCCCUGCAGGGUAGGCCAGAGCAGAAAAUCAACUCCACAGGAAGACUAGAGCUAUGCUUUAUUGCAAUAGGCUUUAAU